Molecule: messenger RNA, 702 nt
Organism: Caenorhabditis briggsae
Lineage: Eukaryota; Metazoa; Nematoda; Chromadorea; Rhabditida; Rhabditidae
Exons: 4
Coding region: 1-702 (233 amino acids)
Source: RefSeq, a predicted model, not a curated record
AUGCUGCCGUUGAGCGAGCUGGUCACGUUGCUGUUGAGCCACGACAUGAGAUUCAUGCUGCCACUAAAACAGAAGAUGCGAACGAGGCAACGCAAGCUGUUUCCGUCAAUGCUCCCGUCUCGUCCAUGUUUAUCGAUAUGUCAGCGCUCUUCAACCCAGGCCAUUUCAAUGGAAACAGCCAUGGCCUGGCAGAAGCCCUUCCCCCUCCGCCAGUUAAUGCUCAGCUUCCAGGAGAUCAGGGAAUCUACCCGUCGCCGUGAAGUUCUUUCGAGAGCAAUUUUCCAACAUGCCAAGGCGGAUGAGCAAAGGCCCCUGGCUAUGGCUCGAGAGUGGUACGGGGAUCGUCAGGAUGUACUUCAACUCGUGCACGACUCGACUGCUGCUUUAAAAGAAGCUGUAGCAUUGCAGCAGACGACAGAGCACAGCAAAAAAAGGAAAACAAUGACGUGGCUCAAUACGAACGUCGACUCAACUGCUGCUUUAGAAAAAGCUGAAGUUAUUGAAGCAGACGACAGAGCACAGCAAGUGGGAAAUGGGAACAACGACGUCGCUCGAUGCAACCCUUGUGAGAGAUGCAUCAGGGAAUCUAUCCGUGAAGCUCUCGAGAUGCUCGAGCAUGAGAACGCGGAUGAGCGAAAAUCUUCGGCGGACGAAGGAACACAGCAAGCUCAACAACAAGAGGCAAAUGAAACCAACUACUAA